Brassica napus (rape) is the source of this 1344-nucleotide messenger RNA. RefSeq lists its product as uncharacterized. The record is from RefSeq and is a predicted model, not a curated record. Lineage: Eukaryota; Viridiplantae; Streptophyta; Magnoliopsida; Brassicales; Brassicaceae. The coding region runs from base 600 to 1079 and encodes 159 amino acids. The transcript is spliced from 4 exons.
UGGUACAGUGAUUAACGUCUAUCUAUGGGACGAGGCUGCUGAAAAUUUCCGCAUGAAGUUUGACGCAUGUGCAGUGACUCCGACGGUUCUAUUGGUCACAACGGUCAAUCCUAAAAGACUCUGAGGUAAUCUCUCUCUGACUCCAUAUAAGACAUCCUAAUCACUCACAUUUAGUUACAUAAACCUACCACUAAUUGCUUCUGUUAUUGGCAGGGAAAUUAUGCCUAAGUUCAAUGUCCUCAUCAAGAGUGUUUUUGGACGAAGAGGUUGAUCCCACCAAGGAAUACUUGACCUGGUUAGUAUUUUAGAUUUCUAAAUUUAAAAUUUUCUAUAUUUAACAACCUUGAUGAUCGCCUGAUUUUAAAUUUUUUAAAAGGUUGAGCACGAACCCUUCUGCAACUUCUUCGGUCAACCCUGUUGAGGUGGUUAAAUCUGAGACGCUCACAAUAAGUGAGAUUGCUGACUUCAUCAAGCGUCAGCCUGCUAAGAUUGCCUACGUUGACUGCAUUGCCACCAUUGAUGAUGUCAAGCUUGGCACUGAGUGGUAUUACAUCGCUUGCAAGGACUGCCAGACAAAGUUAAACCGUGGGCCGACAACAAUGCUUUGUCCAAAAUGCGGCAAUGAAAAUGCUACUGCAGUAGCCAACUACCGCGUAGAAAUGUCUGUCUAUGAUAAUGAGGAGCAGUGCACUUUCAUCAUUCUCGGAGAUGCUGGUAAAGAUCUCACUGGCAGAAAAGCAACAGAGUUGAUCGACACUUAUGUUGAGGAAAAUGGUGGAGAUGGGGCUGAGCUUGAGAUUCCACUGCCACAAUAUUUUAUCGACGCAAUAGGACAGACAAAGAAAUUCAGGAUCAAGGUGGCUCACUACAACUUCACAUCUACCCGUCUAUCCUUGACAGAUACCAAAAUUGUCUCAUCAGCAGUUUUGCCACCAAAGAAUCCUCCACUCAAAACGCCACCAGGAAGUGAAGUGGAAAUGUCAGAGUUAGCUGAGAGCAGUGGGGUGGUACUUCAGCCAGUGACGACAAGAAGAAAGCAAAGCGUGCCAAGCUUAGUGGCUAGAUCACAUGCAGUAUAGUCACUCCAUCAGUGGCUGGUACAGACUGCUCAGUCAUAAUGCUUCUCCAAUAACAGUCUUCUUAUCUCUCUUUAAUCAGUUUGCUUUCUUCUUCUUGCAAAGACAGUUUAUUAUUUGAAAAAUCUUAUGGUUUUGUUUUCUUAUUAAAGUUGUUUGGUUUUCAUUUGGUUAUGAAACUAUGAUAAUUUAUGCCUACAUGUUCAUUGUCACUACUAUACUCAUGCAUUUAUGAAGGACAUCAAACGGGCCAUGCGUUUAGUUUAUG